Marmota flaviventris (yellow-bellied marmot) is the source of this 1210-nucleotide messenger RNA. Its product is annotated as serpin B9-like. NCBI's taxonomy places the organism in Eukaryota, Metazoa, Chordata, Mammalia, Rodentia, Sciuridae. Gene Ontology annotation, biological process: negative regulation of endopeptidase activity. Gene Ontology annotation, cellular component: cytoplasm. Gene Ontology annotation, molecular function: serine-type endopeptidase inhibitor activity. The record is from RefSeq and is a predicted model, not a curated record.
GAAAAGUGAAAGCCAAGCAGAGAGCACACACAGUGUCCUCAGCCCCAUUUCAUUGUGUUUCUCUGUCUUCUUUGCCCCCAGACCCUGAAUCAUGGAUUCUCUUUCAAAAGCAAAUGGCACCUUUGCCAUCCAGGUUUUGAAGAUGCUGUGUCAAGACAGACCUUCACAAAAUGUGUUUUUUUCUCCCCUGAGCAUCUCCUCUGCCUUGGCCAUGGUGCUCCUGGGGGCAAAGGGGAACACCAAAGACCAGAUGGCUCGGGCACUGUCUUUAAACACAGAGGAAGACAUCCAUGAGGGCUUCCAGAUGCUUCUCAACCAAGUUAACAACCCUGGGUCAAAGUACUUGCUUACAACAGCCAACAGGCUCUUUGGAGAAAAGAACUGUGAUUUCUUCUCAACAUUUAAGGAGUCCUGUCUUCAGUUCUACCACUCGGAGCUGGAGUUGCUGUCCUUUAUCAAAGAUUCAGAGAAGUCCAGGGAGCAUAUAAAUGCUUGGGUCUCAAAAGAAACGAAAGGUAAAAUUCCAGAGAUGCUACCAGUGAACUCGAUUGAUGAGCUGGUCAGGCUGGUUCUUGUCAAUGCCAUCUACUUCCAAGGAAUGUGGGACAAGCCAUUUGACAAAUCAUGCACGGAAGAAAUGGCUUUCAAAGUAAACCAGGAGGAGGAAAGGACAGUACAGAUGAUGUGGCAGGAAGACAAUUUUAACUACAUCUACAUCAGUGAGUUCCAGACAAAGUUGGUGGAACUGCCCUACGCUGGCAAGACACUGAGCAUGAUCAUCCUGCUCCCAGAUGAGGACCUUAGUGUGGUGGAAAAUAACCUUACUUUUGAGAAAUUCAUAGCCUGGACCAAGGCAGCCUCUUUGCAGAAUAUUGGAUUAGAAGUUCUCCUUUCGAGAUUUAAACUGCAGGAGGAUUACGACAUGCAGUCUGUGCUUCAGCGUUUGGGAAUGGUUGAUGCCUUCCAACAUGGCCAGGCUGAUUUCUCUGGAAUGUCAACUGAGACAGACCUGUGUCUAUCCAAAGUUGUGCACAAGAGUGUCGUGGAGGUGAAUGAAGAAGGCACUGAGGCUGCAGCAGCUGACAUAGAUGAAGUGUUUGACUGCACAUCAUGGUCACCAAAGUUCUGUGCUGACCACCCCUUCCUUUUCUUCAUCAGGCAUAACAGAACCAACACUCUUCUGUUCUGUGGCAGGUUCUCAUGUCCCUAA